UUGGUCACGUUCGAAAGUGCAUGGGCAUUUGAAGGGAAAGCGCAUCCUCGCACUUCGGGAAAUUUCGGUAACCCACCGCGAACUGUUCGGGGAACCGGGGCCACGACUGUUUACGAUUUGCGCCUACGAAACCGCACGAAAUUGGUUGGCCACUUCACUAUUGCGCGAUCAUGGCGAGUAAACUAGCAAAGCUGGAGCAAGACACGAUAACAAACUCUCUGGAGAUCGUGCACCACAAGGUCCGGCUGCUGAUGGAGGUGUGGAAGAUGUUCUUCGACGAGAUCUGCUACCUGGACUAUCUGACCUCGCUCCCGUCCAGCAUCGAACAGUUUCUGGGCGAGAUCUACUGCCUCACGAUGAACUUUUGCGUCCGCAAGACGCAGCGCAUCCGAGAGCUGCAGACGAAAAUGUUCGAGCUGCGGCGGGUGCUGAGCGUGGGCAGCGACGAUCCGGACGAUGACUGGGAGCGGAGCCACAUGUCGCUCGAUCGGAAGCUGACGCAGCUGCAGCAGCGCAUCAACACGCUCACCCAGCAGCUGAACGAGCGCAAGCUGCUGAUGGAGGAGUACACGCGCGAGGAAAUCCAGCUGCUGAGCGAUCUUGGCGAGGCCGCACCGCCCCACGAACCGCUGUGCGCCAAUCCGGACACGGGCGUUCUGCCGGACGCGCAAAAGAUGGCCCAGUUUGCGGACUACCUGAGCCGGUUGCGCGCCGAGAAGGUGAAGCGCAUCGUGACGCGCGACAAGCUGCAGUCGGAGAUCCGCAAGAAGGCCCAGCUGCUCGACUGGGUGCCGCGCAAGGACCGCCACCGGCAGCUGAUCAACGAGCAGACGCUGAUCCCGUCGCUUAGCAACCUGAACGAGCUGCAGCAUCUGGACUUUGUGUUGUCGGGGCUGCUGGAGCGCAAGCAGCAGCAGGAACAGCAGCAGCAACAGCAGCAAACGCAACAGAACGCAAAGCCGCUGCCAGCAAAGAAAGGAAAAAAGCAGCAACAGCACCAGCAGCAAGAAGGACAGAAAAUCGAACAGAACAAAGAGGAAAACCCACUGCCAGCUGAUGGGAAGGAGCGGGACCAAGCACAACAGAAACAACAGCAGCAGCCACCGUUACCUUCCGCAACAGCGACGAAUCAUGCUACUGCAUCGAACAGCGGCACACCGUCACCACCACCGCCACCACCAUCACCCGCGUCGGAAGUCGACCUAUCGGCAGCCGGCACCAGCACGACCACACCCGGCGGUACCACGGCCUCGAGCACGGCUAGCGCCACUGCCGCCACCGGGCUGUUCGAGCAAACGAUCGAAACGUACAUGCGGGUCGAGGCGGUGCUGGGCCGACCGGCCGACCGGGACAAAAUCAUCGAGGAAAUAUUCAGCCGCUUCCGGGCGAGCAUCAACGUGUGGUGGGAGCGGUGCCUGAUCCUGCCGAACGAGCGGCAACAGUGCAAGGUGCUGUACACGGACCAGCUCGACGAGGACGCGUUCGUGGCGCACAUCGAGCAGCAGAAGCUGCUCCAGAGCUACUACCACGAGAACGAGGCCAUCUUUCGGCUGAUCUACCAGUGGGCGGACCAGUGGAACCGGGCGGUGCAACUGCAGCGCGAGCAAACGGCGGCCGAGGAGCUAGCGGUGGUGAACGAACGGCUGGCGGCGAUCCGGAAGCAGCUGGAGAGCAAGUGCCGGGAGUUUGAGCAGCGGUGUCAGGUAAAGUUCACCAUGUACGGGAUGCCGGUCAUGCAGGUGCUGCAGCGGUGCCAGGCGAAGGGCGAGAAGCUGAAGCUCCCGGACAGCUGCAAGGUGAAGCAGGCGCCAGCACCACCACGCACCGCCACGACGAAAGCGGCCGCCAGUGCCGCCCGCCAGCAGCUAUCGCCCGAGACGGCGGUGGAGCUUAGCACGAUGCUGAAGGAUUUGCUGUCGGAGCAGCAGCAGCAGCAUCUGCUGGGAGGGCCGAUCGAGUCGGACGAAUCCAACCACGGUACGGAUGAGUGGCAGCAGCAGCAGCAGGCGGAUGGCGAUGACGCUGUAGUCGACGAAGAUGAAGACGACGAUGAGGAUGAGGAUGAUGACGACGAUGAGGAGGAGGAGGAGGAGGAGGACGAUGAUGACGAGGAGGAAGAGGAGGAUGAUGAUGAUGAUGAUGAAGAGGAUGACGAUGCCGAUGGUAGCAGCAGCAGCAGUGACGAUGGUGGCGAGGUGAACCAGAAGCGAGACGACGAGCUGCUGGAGGAAGCGUUCGCCUCGGCAACAGCGGCAGUCACGACCAAAACCCGUAUGCAUUCCGUAAACGGACACCCGGCAGCAUCCUGAAGGCGCGGAGGCGCACGGUACUACUACUACUACCAGGCCAGUUUGAAGCGUACCAACCAACCAUAUUUACGCAUAAAGAGCUAAAACCAGUUGAAAGGGUCCGGACCAUCAUCAUCAUCCUCGAUGCGGAAUUGCGCAUUCCGUUUGAUUGGGGGGUUUUAGGAUUUUAGUGGAUUCAUGGCGUGAGCGCGCGCGCGCGCCAUCCUAGCAAAAGAGAAACCGAGUGCCUUUUUUGAUCCAUCUUAAGUUCCUCCGCUUUCCUUCAAACGUUGCAUGAUGUUGCACUGUAAGUGUAAGUAAGGGACCCCCCUCCGUUGAAGUUAAUUAUAUCCCCCCCUUCUAUGUAUAGACUUGUUAGGCGCAUUUUCCUCCCUUUGAUACCUGGUGGCGUGUUCUACUAGUACGCAAAGCUAUGCGCACUACUACUACUACUUCUUUCUUUUUUUGCUUCUUCUUUUGUUGUUGAAUUACACAACACACUUGUAUAGAUAUAUAAGCAGCGCCGCGGAUGGAAUUUUAUCGUUAGCCAUCAUCGUUAGCCACCACAACACUACCCCUCCGUUGUCCUGCUGCUCCCCGGCUCCUCCUCCUCCUCCUCUUCUAACCCCGUUUCAUCAGCUCCAUGCGUUCAUGUUUACAGCGUUUACAGCGAGCCGCUAACUCUAACACUCCCUCUGCGCGCCGCACUGCACGCAAACGCACGAACGCCGUUAACAAUUUACCAAAUAAAAUAAAAACUUUAAUGCUUUAUAAUGUUGCAGCCGAAAGUGAUGAAAGUGUGUGUGUGUGUUUUUUUUCCUCGUUUGAUAAUAGAAAAGGACGAAACGAAAAAAAAAGAACAUAGUCCAGUGGUUUAUGGUUUUGAAUAUGAACCGUUGAAUCACAUUACUUUAAACUCUCUUUAUUUUCCUCAAUGCCUUAACGCGUGUGGGGGAGAACUGUUUCACUUUUAGGUGAGAGUAGUGUGUUUGUGUUUGUGGGCCCUAGCGAAACAAUAGAUAAAUCUUGCGUACAAUUUACGCGCCCUUUGGGGAUGUCGCCGUGCAGCAUAUUGAACGGCGUUGCGCACGUGUGAUCGAUAGUGUCCAACGUGUAAUUAAAACAUGAACAAAUUCUUCUAAAUUUAAUCUACUAAGAGGGAUGUGUGUGUGUGUGUGUGUUAAAUGAAGUUAACUGUUGCACACAUGCAAAAAAACAAUCUGGAAUAACGCUUCAUAUUUAACGCGUUUUAACGGAUAUAUUGCGGGAGCGGUCAAGUAAAUACUGUCCAGAUUUGGCAACAAAAAAAAACAAAGGCUUUAUAUUGGAACUUGGCGGGUGACACCAUGCUGCUGCCCAUUUGCUGUCCCUAGAUAGUACUACUUCUCUCUUUCUCUCUAGCCAGCAGAUCUAUAUAUUAUGGCCACCUAUCUCGUACCGUGAUUCCGACCCUUAAUAUCGUGGCGUUUUGCUCAUCUCUUUCAUCCAUCUUUCCCCGCUUUUGUUUUGGUUACAACUUUUACAAACCUUAGCACUUUUUACAUACUUCCCAAUUUAACUUCUUGUUUCUAUGGGGGGAGUUUUUUACACGCUAUUUUGUGUCACCACCUGUGUCUUAUAUGUAUAAAUCCGAAUUUCCUUUCCCAGAACCCAGAACCUCUCACACUCUUUGCACAUUCGCACUAAUGAAUCUCUAUCACUCCUUAUUACCCAAAAAAAAAACUGACUAUUUGUGUGAGUGUGCUAAUGGGUGUUUAAGGGGCGCGUAGUUGCGGUAGUUUGGAAAUGGGAAAGACUGCUGCUCAGGGGGCGCCUAACUAUGUAUUAUACAAUUUACCCGCUGCUUUAUUUGCUACUACGGAAAACGUGUUGUCCAACAUAUCAAUCUCAAGCGAAACAACGCUCUUAAGGAAAGAAAGGUAAUACGGCAAUAGUAACCCUAGCAAUAGUAGUAAUAACCAAUAACACGAACAGUAUUACACACACACAGAAUGAAAAACACAGGACAAAAAGGUAUUUAAAUAUAUAGUUGGUUGGAAAUAACACAAACGCAUUCGUUCGCAAUUGAAAAAAUGCAGUACAAGAAUGCGAAGUUAAUUGCACAUGUUUUUUUUUUGUUUUUUGGAAGGUUUGUUCGUUUUUUUUUCGGUCGUUAAGCCCGGAUUACAGUUCCAGUGAAAUUGAACGUGAAAUUUUGGGGUUUUCUGCUACACGUCUUCUUCUUCUAUUGGGAGUAACGUCCUACGUGGGCAUACCGGGGCUAUACACAGAGUUUCGACACUUAAUUUGAAGAAGUCGGAUAAGUCAAAACCUUGCUACGGCAGGACGAUCUCUUCUAGGCUUGGACCCAUCACGGGCAUGUCAUUGGGUCGUUCGAGUUGACAACUGUACCACGGGACCGCCUCUGCUAUACUCCGUUACGUAUUAAUCAGCAUAUGGCUUACCGUACACCAACAGAAACGAUAUUCAAUUCCCCAACUAAAUGGACCAUAAAACAUAUCGAAUUAAUAAAUUAAAUGCAUUUACUUGCGAUUUUCCUGCUUUGUGUAUUACCCGAAUCACAAGGAAAUGCAUUUAACUUAUUAGUUUAUUACAAGGUUUCCACGAUUUUUUGGUUGGUUCCCAUCAAUUUUUGGUGGGUUCCCACAUUUUUUUGGUGCGUUCCCACGAUUUUUUGGCCGUUUCCCAGAAUUUUUUGGUCAAAUUGUAUUGAUAUCCAAUCGGAAAAUAACAAUAAAUUAUGGGAACGAACC
Anopheles coluzzii is the source of this 5041-nucleotide messenger RNA. Its product is annotated as nucleoprotein TPR-like. The coding region runs from base 171 to 2309 and encodes 712 amino acids. The transcript is spliced from 4 exons. Gene Ontology annotation, molecular function: transcription cis-regulatory region binding. NCBI's taxonomy places the organism in Eukaryota, Metazoa, Arthropoda, Insecta, Diptera, Culicidae. The record is from RefSeq and is a predicted model, not a curated record. Gene Ontology annotation, cellular component: nucleus. Gene Ontology annotation, biological process: regulation of transcription by RNA polymerase II.